AUGGCCCAGUUCUUCUUUCUGAAAAUCAAUACUUCUUAUCUCAUCCUUGCAGACGCCACCGGCCGGGACGGGAACCCUGGCCUCAAGCCCCGCAACUUCUCGCUCGCCCGCCCGGCCCCGCCCCGCGGACCCGCGGACCCGCCACGCGCCGGCGCGGACGGACCCUCGGGGCCCCGAGCCUGCCGGCGGCGGCGUCCUGCGGCGGGCGCGGCUCGCUCCCGGCGUCCGCGGGCCGGCCCAGCGCGAGGGGAGCGGCCCGAGAGCGCCCCGUUUCUCAAAGACCCCAACAUGGCGUCGGCCGCCGCCGCCCGCGACGACGACACCCCCCCGCGGCGCCGACGGCCCAGGGACCGCGCGGGGAGGCGCCCGGAAAGUUUCGCUUCUCCUCUCCCGGCCCGCCAGGGGCCGGCGGACGACCAACCCGGGCUUCACCUACCCGGCCAGGCGCGGGCGGCGGCGACGAAAGUCCGACUCCUCCUCGUCCCGGGCGCCGGGCGCGGACUCUGCCGGCUCCCCCGCCCCGGCCUCCCAGGGUGUGUGCGGCGCGGUACCGCGCAGCCGGCCAGAUCUGGUCGCGAAGGACGGGCGGCCGGCCGGCGCAGCCGCUCGCAGUUCUUCAGGAGACUGGAAGAAUGGAAGGAAGGCUGGGCACCCUCUCCUCCACCACCGAACGGGCCUCCCUAGGGCACUCAAGAACUUUCUGCAACCAGGAAAGAAAGGCUUUGGCUUUAGGUAUCCAAAGGCGUCUGGGCAGACAUUUGUUUGCUGCUUCCGAUUACCAUGGCGAUCCUCCCCGUCACAUCUUCAGUUUGCUUCCCUAAAACCUCUACCUCUUGAAACCGAGGGUGCUGAGACUGCAAUACACAUACGUACCCCUAGGUACUCUGCACAGCCAUUUCUUCUAAGUGAGUGGCCUUAGAACUCCGGUCUUUCCAAAACUUGUCUCUGACGACACAAAACGUCAUCUACCUACUUCACAUACCUGGAAAAUGUAAGAUAAUAUGUAAGAUUACAUCUGCCUUUUUCGUUUAUACCACAGCAACUGGUUGCUAAGCGUGCUGUGGGUACCUGGAGAGAAAGCAAAGAUGCCUAGGAUAAGACAAGGAAUGAGGUAGGGAGGGAACGGCAUACUCGCAUCAAACAAAAAAUAUGUAGAUAGAAAUUAGAUUUGGGUAAAUUUUACCUUCUCCGUUGAUCUAUUAUUUCACGGAUAUUUUACCUUUGUUUGGUUGCUCUUGAGUUAGAGCCGCCAGCAACCAAGCUGCACGUAAAUUAGCAUCCACCCAGGGACCAUGAGCAAGUCUUGGUUCCGACCUGCUUUCUUUCCACCUGCUCUUCAGUAUGAGAUUCUACCCGCUCCACGUCUUCGGCCUCCCAUCCUCCCCUAUUUUAAUGUCUGAGAAACAAACAAAUCUUUUCUUUAAAUUAGUAGCUAGAACAAAACUGUCGAGGAUGAACUUUUUUUUAAUGGGGAAAGUUACAGGAUCACAAUCACACAAAUCUUUACAUAUGUUGGCUAUAGUUGUCUUUGUAGACGAGUACGAAUGUCCCCAGGACUCGUCUCAACCAUCGCCCUACCCCACCUUCAUUCAGCCUCAUCCUGCUCUACAUGCAGAGCAUCAUCUCAGUGCGAAAAAGGAUGGACUUGAUCAUUCUCCAAAAUCCCUUGAAAUUUUGAGAUUAGAAAUUGCUAUGUCUUAUUGGUUGUUAAAGUCUAGACUAUUAAUCACCAAAUAUUUUUUGGCCACUCACCCAUUAGUGAAAAUGUUUGCCUUCUCUCUCCUCCUAGUGUACUUGUUUAGCUUACCCUAUAGCACUUGGAGUUAGAAGCCAAAGUGACUGUACUCAAAUCUUGGCUUUACCACCAACUGCCUGUGUCCUUAGACACAUCCAAAUAUUGCCUUAGUUUCUUCAUUUGUAAAAUGAGACUAAUAAAAGUAUCUACCCCACAGUCACUGUGAAGAUUAAAUGAGUUAAUAUUUGUAAAGCAUA
This is a messenger RNA of Equus caballus (horse), 1992 nucleotides long. The record is from RefSeq and is a predicted model, not a curated record. Lineage: Eukaryota; Metazoa; Chordata; Mammalia; Perissodactyla; Equidae.